Messenger RNA from Exserohilum turcica Et28A, 1608 nucleotides. RefSeq lists its product as uncharacterized. The record is from RefSeq and is a predicted model, not a curated record. The transcript has 4 exons. NCBI's taxonomy places the organism in Eukaryota, Fungi, Ascomycota, Dothideomycetes, Pleosporales, Pleosporaceae. The coding region runs from base 1 to 1608 and encodes 535 amino acids.
AUGAAACUCUCCAUCACUUAUUGCGCGGCGGCAAGCCUUGCUGGCAUUGCCUGUGCAGCAUCUCCUAUUGUCCAUUCUGAUUCUGGCGUGUACCAAGGACGCUACCUCCCCGAAUUUGACCAAGAUGUUUUCCUGGGUAUCAAAUAUGCGCCAAAACCAGUGCGUUUUGCUCCUGCUAAGCUCGUCUCCAAUGCUCCAAAGACACGUCACGAUGCUACAAAAUAUGGCCUAGACUGCCAGGGCUACGGGGGAGAUACCAACGCAUUGGUUGCCAGCAAUUGGACUCGGUUGGGUGAAGAUUGUCUGCAUCUCAACAUUAUCAAGCCGAGGACGAAUGAGACUGGGCUUCCAGUACUGCUUUGGAUUUAUGGCGGCGGAUGGCAACAAGGGGCUACGAGUGACCCGCGUUAUAACAUGAGCUACAUAGUCCAACAAUCGGUGCUCAAUGAUAAGCCUGUCAUUGGCAUCUCCAUCAACUACCGUAUGGCAGCAUUCGGCUUCUUGUACAGCAAGCAAGUGAAGGAGGCUGGUGUCGAGAACCUCGGACUUCGCGAUCAGCGCCUCGCACUACAGUGGGUCAACAAGCACAUCUCCUCGUUUGGUGGCGAUCCUUCCAAAGUCACCAUUUGGGGCGAGUCGGCUGGCGGAUAUUCUGUCGGUGACCACAUUGCAGCCUACAAUGGUGACAACGGCGGACUCUUCCGUGCUGCCAUUCUGGAGAGCGGCAACUCAGUUGGGGCACCCUUGAACGGAACGGAAUGGUACCAGAAUAUGUACGACAACCUGGCAAAGUUGGUCGGAUGUGCUGACGCCCAAGACACGCUCCAAUGCCUUCGCGAUGUGCCGUUUGAAACCAUUGCACCAUAUGGCUACCAAAACUUGGAGUGGUUCCAUGUAAUGGACGGCAGCUUCAUUCCUCGAUACGGACAGCAGUCUCUGAAGCAAGGAAAGUUUGCAAAGAUCCCGCUCAUCCUCGGUACCAACACCGACGAGGGUUUUGGUGUCAACGGCGUGGACAAUGACUCGCAAGCCAUACAUGAGCUUGUGCACUCCAAGCGCUGGAAUGUCAACGAGACUGUCGCACAGAAACUACUACAGCUUUACCCCAACGACCCUUCUCUCGGCCAGCCAUACGGAUGGGGUAACCGCACAUGGCCGCAGUUUGGGCUGCAGUACAAGCGGUUCCAGAGCAUCGCGACGGACCUGACCAUGUAUGCUCCCAGAAGGCUCCUAGCCCAAAGCAUGAGCAAGCACGUAGACGGCGUGUAUUCAUAUCGCUGGGAUGCACCAAAAUUCAACAACACACCGGAUUAUAUUGGCGUUAACCACUUUUCCGAGAUACCUUUUGUGUUUGGUAACACCGAACAGCAACUUACACCUCUGGGAAACAGCGCGGAGAACCUGGCCCUCUCCAAGCUAGUCAUGCGCAUGUGGACAGCUUUUGCAUAUGACCUUGAUCCGAAUGGCCACGGAGUUCCUGGUACCCCGGAAUGGCCGAGCUACGCGAGCGAGGCAAAGAAUUUUGUGUUCCGCAAGGACCGGAGCUAUGUCGAGGCAGAUGAUGACCGAACAGAACGUGUUGCAUACAUCAAUAGCCUGGUGCGGUGA